GGCGAAAUGCAACUCGCGAGAGGUGCCAGUGAAUAGAUAGUCAUAACAAGCCUUUGGCCUUGCAUGGACUGCAGGCCGCUGCAGGCCCCAUUUGUCAUCAUACGUGGACAGUCAUCCUUGCGGGGCCGUUUUCGACGAUUCAAUCCGCGACAGACUAGGCUCAAGGCCGAAUUCGCGCGCCUCAAAUGGGCCGUAUUUGCCAGCGCGGGCUCUUGUCACCCCCCAUCAUCCUCCAACCACAUACCCAGCCAGGAACUUCAACGCGAUGCGUGAAGUCAUCUCCAUCCACGUCGGGCAAGCAGGUGUCCAGAUAGGCAACGCAUGCUGGGAGUUGUACACCCUCGAACAUGGCAUCAGCCCGGACGGCCGACUCGUGGACGGUGUUCACAAGCCGGAUAGCGACCCCUCGACGUUUUUCGCCGAGACAGGCUCGGGCAAAUACGUCCCUCGGUCGAUCUACGUGGACCUUGAGCCUAGCGUGAUUGACGAUGUCAAGACGGGGCCGUACAGGGCGCUCUUCCACCCGGAGUCGAUGGUUACGGGGAAGGAGGAUGCUGCGAACAACUAUGCCCGAGGACACUACACUGUUGGCAAGGACAUGAUUGACCCUGUUCUGGACAAGGUCCGCAGGCUCGCAGACAGCUGCACUGGCCUGCAGGGAUUUUUCGUCUUCCACUCGUUCGGCGGAGGCACGGGCUCAGGCUUCGGUGCGCUCCUGCUUGAGAAGCUCUUCCAGGACUAUGGCAAGAAGUCGAAGUUGGAGUUCUGCGUGUAUCCGGCUCCGCAGCUGUCGAGUUCCGUCGUCGAGCCGUACAACGCCGUGCUGACGACGCACGCGACGCUCGAGUAUGCGGACUGCGCGUUCAUGGUGGACAACGAAGCGAUCUACGACAUCUGCAAGGGGAAGCUCGGCGUGUCGAUGCCGGGCUUCACGAACCUCAACCGGCUCAUCGCGCAGGUCGUCUCGUCCAUCACCGCAUCGCUGCGCUUCGGCGGCUCGCUGAACGUCGACCUCAACGAGUUCCAGACGAACCUCGUGCCGUUCCCGCGUAUCCACUUCCCCGUCGCGAGCUACGCACCGCUGCUCUCCGCAGAGAAGGCGCAUCACGAGCAGAACUCCGUCGCGGAGAUGACGUUCUCGGCGUUCGAGCCCGCCAACCAGAUGGUCAAAUGCGACCCGAAGGAGGGCAAGUACAUGGCGUGCGCGCUGCUGUACAGGGGUGACGUCGUCCCGAAGGAUACGCAGGCGGCGGUGGGGACAGUGAAGACCAAGAAGACGAUCCAAUUUGUGGACUGGUGCAAGACGGCGUUCAAGCUUGGCAUCUGCAACGAGCCCGCUGCGGUCAUCCCUGGCGGCGACGUAGCCCAUACAACACGGAGUCUGUGCAUGCUGUCGAACACAACGGCCAUCGGUGCUGCAUGGAGCAGGCUAGACCAUAAGUUCGACCUCCUGUACUCCAAGCGUGCCUUCGUGCACUGGUACGUCGGAGAGGGUAUGGAAGAGGGCGAAUUCUCCGAGGCACGCGAGGACCUCGCCGCUUUGGAGAAGGACUACGAGGAGGUCGGCGCAGAUACCCCUGAUGACGACGCUGUCGGCGAGGAGUACUAGUUUCAGCAACGCGUAUCCUACGACUGGUCCCGAUGGUUCGGUGAAAGUAUUCAAGCAACUUGCGAGUCCUUAAUUUGUUCCGCUGGCUGUGCACUGUACUGUCGUUGCUCUUCUUUCAAAAUGUAGUCUACUCUUGUGUAUAUCACUCGUACUCCUUAAAGUUGAUAUACCCUCUGCAAUCCGAUGAGGGAUUGCUGCAUGAUGCGCUCA
This is a messenger RNA of Rhodofomes roseus, 1819 nucleotides long. Its product is annotated as alpha2 tubulin. The record is from RefSeq and is a predicted model, not a curated record. Gene Ontology annotation, biological process: nuclear division; nuclear migration by microtubule mediated pushing forces; microtubule cytoskeleton organization. Gene Ontology annotation, molecular function: structural constituent of cytoskeleton; GTP binding. The transcript is spliced from 9 exons. Lineage: Eukaryota; Fungi; Basidiomycota; Agaricomycetes; Polyporales; Fomitopsidaceae. Gene Ontology annotation, cellular component: cytoplasm; spindle; nucleus. The coding region runs from base 266 to 1609 and encodes 447 amino acids.